AUGGCGGCGCCAGUGGAGCAUAUCCAGCCCGUCAAGCUGGCUGCUCUGCCAGCAGCUUUAACCCCCGACAAUCGCUACUGGCGCACCUACAAGUCCCCACUACUCAUUAACUCAUACUCCGCGAUCAAUCAUAUCAACUUCUCCCCGAUCUCCCCCCACGAUAUCAUAACCUCUUCAGCAACCCGCGUCCAAAUAUUUUCCUCCAAAACCCGUGCCGUUACGAAGACGAUUGCUCGUUUCAAGGAUACUGUCUACUCCGCUAACAUUCGUCAUGAUGGAAAAAUCUUGGUUGCAGGAGAUGCCACGGGUCUCAUCCAAAUCUUUGAUGUCGGUUCGCGUGCUAUUCUACGUUCAUUCGAGCAACAUAAGCAACCAGUGCAGACCACCAAGUUUUCGCCGACGAGUAUGACGACUUUGAUGUCUACCAGUGACGAUACUACGGUUAGACUAUGGGAUAUUCCAUCACAGGAACCGACACAUGUGUUCAUGGGACAUACGGACUAUGUCAGAUCCGGUGCAUUCUUACCUGGCUCCUCUGGAACGGUUAUCUCAGGAUCUUACGAUGGGACGGUCAAGCUUUGGGAUCCAAGGAUAUCAACUAGCAGUGCUUCGGGUGGUUGUGUCAUGACCUUUACUCAUGCACAUGCUGUCGAAAGCGUGGUACCAAUGAUCGGUGGAACGACUAUUUUGAGUUCUGCAGGGAAUACGGUCAAUGUUUUGGAUAUUGUUGCAGCGAAGGCAUUGAAGCAGCUUGGUAAUCAUCAGAAAACUGUUACAGCUGUGGCGACGGCUAGUGGCAACAGAGUUCUGUCUGGUGGGUUAGAUGGACAUGUUAAGGUUUACGAAACAAGGGAGUGGAAGGUUGUGCAUGGAUUCAAGUACCCAGAACCUGUGCUCUGCUUGGGUGUCUCACCAGAUGACAAGCACUUGGUUGUUGGUAUGUCGAAUGGAUUGUUGAGCAUCAAGACAAGGGCCUCUGGAGCGCAGAAGCUCGAUGUACUGUCUCAAAUCGGACAAUUGGCAGAUUUGGGUAUUGAGGAGGUUAUUAAGCGGGAAAAGAAGCAGAAGUCUAAGAAUUACCAGAGGAAGAUCAGGGGUAUGGAUUACAAGGGUGGAGCCGAGGACAUUGCCGUGAUGGACAAGGAUACCAAGAAGAAGCUACAGAAGUGGGAGCGUUCAUUUAGGAAUGCAAAUUACGCAGAGGCUUUAGAUGAGGUUUUGAUGUUCAAGGAUCCAACAAUACCAUACACAGCUCUAACAGCCCUCAAGCACCAGUCUGCCCUCCGUGCUGCCCUUCAGGGCAGGAACGAGGAGACCCUGCAGCCUAUCAUGAAGUACUUAGCAAAGUACCUCCAAGACCCUCGGUUUUUCAACUUCCUUGCCGAUGUCACCAUGCUCCUGCUAGACAUAUACGCUAGCUCGUUCGGACAAUCGAAGCAAAUUGAUAAUUUAGUUGUAAAGCUUCACGAGCGAGUCAACGAGGAGAUCCGAAAGAGCAAAAGUGCUACUGAGGUCCAUGGGAUGCUUAGCUUGCUACUUGCCGGAUCCGAGUAG
Molecule: messenger RNA, 1554 nt
Organism: Orbilia oligospora ATCC 24927
Lineage: Eukaryota; Fungi; Ascomycota; Orbiliomycetes; Orbiliales; Orbiliaceae
Exons: 2
Coding region: 1-1554 (517 amino acids)
Biological process (GO): positive regulation of transcription by RNA polymerase I; rRNA processing
Cellular component (GO): nucleolus
Molecular function (GO): protein binding
Source: RefSeq, a predicted model, not a curated record